Seminavis robusta is the source of this 960-nucleotide messenger RNA. The record is from the annotation of a GenBank genome assembly. Lineage: Eukaryota; Bacillariophyta; Bacillariophyceae; Naviculales; Naviculaceae.
AUGCCUGGUAUCAAGAAAAGUCGACGCUCUCAACCGCAUGACAAUCCGGUGAAACUCAAGUCACCAGGAGAAAAUGACAUUCUCUGCGGCAAGGACCGCGCCUGUGCUCUUCACAAGGGCUCGCAACACUUUCGCGCUGUCAUCGACCAGUACCGCACCACAUACCAGAAAGCGGUGACGAAGUAUGACAAGAUGCAGUUGACCAAGGAGAUUUACACUCUUCUCAGUCAAGAGUCGCGGUUUUUGAAGUUCAACGACAAGGAGAAGCUCUGGGAAGAGAUCACUCCACUUCAAGGACGCGAUAAAAUUGGCCACGCUCUCCGCUUUGCCAACUCGAACGCUCCCAAGGGCUCCAAAGGCAAGAAAGUCCGCAAGGGUCUCCGCCGCCAGGGAUCCUUUUCGUCCUGCUCUGCUACUACGGCUUCGACAUCCGCGGCCGCCAAACGGACCAAGGCGGAGCUGGUGGCCUCUGUUGUCGAGGUGGUCAAGGAAGAACCCAAAGUCUGGGACUCUUUGGUCGAUCACUUGACAUCCACGGAGGAACCUACUCCAGAAGAGGCGGGCAGUCGCCACCACCAGCGUGUGGCCAGCCUGGUCGAUCCCGUAGCCUUGGAGAACAUUGCCUAUGCCGUCGAGAGCAACAACAACGAUGAUGCUGCCCUGGAUGAUCUCAUCACCUUGUUGAACGACGAAAACAUUAUCACUGAGGAAACUCUCCAGGAUGUCCUCGACAUGGCGGCUUUCGACCAGGAAGAAGUGCCUCCCACUGUCAGCAUCAGCUUGUCUCCUGAUAGUUCGGCUGGGAUGCCUCCCCCUGCCCCCGUUGGGAGUGGAGCCAGCCACAGCUCCACCAAUUCGGUAAACGCGGAGAAGCAGCAGCAUGUGCGAGGCUUUAGCGUGGAUGACGACGCGUGGUCCGUCAUGAAGGAACCUCUCAUGGACUUUGAUGAUUGGCGAUGA